CCGCGGACGUUUCAGCUUCAAGCUCUUUCCCGUGUCGAUUGCCAAAUCGUGCGUCGUUGAUUUAGUCUCGCUUGCGGUAUCCAUAUUGACGGAUGCCCCGCUACACCCUGGAUUUGGAGGGACUGGAGUCGGUGCUGUCGGCCGAACAAGUAGUGGACUUGUUGAAGGAGCACGUGGACUUGUCCAGGCUUGGCGUCAGCGAAGAGUUCGCCCAGACCCUCCAAGCAGUCUAUGAGGAGUUUGGAGGGCAACAUGUGGGUCAAGACCUGCUGGACUGCAUUUUCGACUGCAGCUGCUGCGUGAUGGCGUGGGAGAUGACGUGUGCUGACACGUGUAGCCGGGCGAUGGCCGGCAGCGGUGGCGGUGACAAGAAGAAGAAGGAGAAGGAAAGCUUGGUCCAGGUGCCUCAGCAGGAGAUGAUGCCCGAGAGUUGGCCAACGGGAAGCUGGCUGCAACAGUUGCGUGAGCUGAGCGCUGAGGAUUUGCAGAUGGGGAUGAGGAGCUCGAAAUCCUUCAUCAAUAUGGAGAAGUUUGCCAAGUUCAUUUUUGAGAAGAAAUUUGGGAAGGACCAGGUCAAGCAGUUCGAGAUGUGCGCGGAGCAAAUGAAGAGCGAAGGGCCAAAGAUCGUGGAGAAGGACAAGCUGGACAUUGAUGAUUUGCUGGCGAAGUCCAAGAAGGCCGACUUCAAGUCCUUCAUCAAGUUGAUCCGUGUGGUGACCGCUGCGGCCAUGGCCAAGCAUGGCGCCGCCAUCCAAGAGAAGGGCCUAGAUGCCAUCGGCCUUGGCAAAUGCGCCGAGGUCCUAUGCGCUGGUGACAUGAAGUAUGAGCUGGAUCAAAGUGGCCUGCACAAGUGCGUUUGGACCUGCCCCAAGGACCAUCUUCCAGAUCAAUUCCAAGCUGUGAGCUUCGACAUUCCCAAGGAAUCCGAGAAGGUCUUCGGCUCCAUGAGCGAGGCAGACAGCGCAGGGGAGGCGGCAUUGAAAGACGCAGAGACCGAUCCCAAGAAGUACGAGAAGACCUCGACUUAUGCGAAGCUGAAGAAGUUGGUUUUCCAUUUUCAUCCCGCCUACACCGAGGCUCCAAUGAAGCUUCUUCAAAUGAAUAGCACCACAGUGCUGGGCGACGAUCUUCCUCAUGCCUUUCGCUACCACGGGAAGUGCCGCACCACGGUCUUUGAGGCCGAAGAGCGUGUCGUCUUCGCCGGGACCCACGACCACAUCCCGACGGGGGAACUGGUGAAGAUCGAGCGAUUGCCCUCGGGCUCCACCUGGCUGGGCAUGAAGAAGAAGCUGGACAAGGACCAGAUCCAAGUGAAGUAUUUGGGCAAAGCCUAUGUCGUCGCCCAGCGGGAUUUGCACCGGGAGCCCUUGGCCAAGAUCAAGGUGGAUGAGGCAGUUCAGCAGUGGAUGCGCAGCACUGGAGACACCAUUGAGAUCUCCUCCGAAACGGCCUUGCAUGACCCCAGCCACAAGCAGCACAAGGAUACGCUGUGGUUUCCAGUGUCCUCGGCGGAGAAGGAGAAGAACAAGACAGAGUGAAGCUUUGAUGUUCUGGAAUCAUGAUGGCAGGAGUUCCCUUCUAGCGAUUCUAGCGCCUUCACUUAGCUAUCGAGCUUUUUCCCGACGAUUCGGGGAGCUGAUCGAGGAUGGCAGAAAAGGUC
Molecule: messenger RNA, 1660 nt
Organism: Durusdinium trenchii
Lineage: Eukaryota; Dinophyceae; Suessiales; Symbiodiniaceae
Source: the annotation of a GenBank genome assembly